AUGGUACGUCAACAAAAAUCCGAAUUAUCCCUAUUGGAAAACAUCAACCAGGAUCUCUUCGCCAACCUCCUCCCAGAUCACGUCCUUCCUCACUAUGAUAAUGUUCCGGAAGAUAAGAUUAUUGACUUUUACAGUCAGAGCUACUCAAACGUCGCCGUAGCCAGUAUAUCGGUGUCCGACAUACCGACAACAGCAUAUACCGACUUGCCGGGUCAGAGCAAGUUAGGUGAAAGUAUCAAGUUAUUGAAUGAAGUCAUAACAGCUUUUGAUAGGGUACUACAAGAACCGAAAUUCAUGUCUAUGGACAAGUUGAAGUCCUGCGGCCCUCACUACAUCGUCGUUGCUGGGUUGAAACCAAACAACAAAAUUGAGGAAAACAAAGACAACAGAAAGCAACACCUAACCCUGCUGGUUGAGAUGCUGAUGAAAAUGAAGGAAACACUCAUGCAAACUGCAAGAAACAAAUUAAUUUUCAGAGCCGGGAUAGACAUGGGGUCUGUCUUAACGGGGGUGGUUGGGGGUAAAAGACCACAAUUUGAAAUUUUUGGUGAGUGUGUCAAUGCAGCCUGCAAGUUAGACUCGACAAGUUUGCCGGGGUUUAUACAGAUGUCGGAAGCCGUGAGACAGCCGCUGUCAGACCACUACGACUUCCAAUGCAGAGGUUCCAUCAAAUUGAACAGCACCAAGGAAAAAGUGGCCUUCUUAUUACUCAAUAAAAACCGAGUCGGUCCGAGCGAUGCUACGAUUAUCGACGACAUCGACGAAUACGGAUUCGACCGAUAUAUCGACGAAAAUGCUCAUUUCCAUAAAUUUUUAAGUAAUAAUAAUGAUUAUAACGCUAACAAUAUCAGCGGCAUGAAUAUAAUUAAUAAUAUGAACAAUAGAAACAACAACAAAAAUAAUAUCAGUAGAAGUUUCUCGCAUUCAAAUAACUAUUACAACAACAUCAACAACAUGAACGAUGUUGACGUUAUUAAUUUUAACAACAACACGUUAGAUAACACGAACAACAAUAAAAACAACAGCUUCGUCAAACUGCCAGUCAAUUUUCAACAAUUAAACCGCCACCAACAACAACAUCAACAACACAAUCAACAACUUAAGCAAGAGUCUAGCAAACAAGAUAGCUCACAACAGUUGAUAACUCAACAACAACAACAACAACAGCCACAACACCAACAACAACAAUUCAGAGCACAACCACAACAACUAUUGAGUCAACACCAACAACAAUUCAAAUCCCAAACACACCUCCAGCAGCAGCCACAGCAACCACAGCAGCAGCAACCACCAAUACGACAUUCACACAUCAUAAGCAAUAUCAAAAUCAUCAACGAAUUCUCCAAACCAACAGUAAACUUCAAAGCCAUCAACCGGAUUGCAGAGAGCGAUUUUUCAACGGAAUGUGAGGAGAGUUUUCCAGCAUCUCCUUGGGGUCAAAACAACAAAAACAGCAGCAGAAAUAAUGAUGAUUUUGACGUCAUUGAUGACGUCAUUAUUAAAGGAUGCAACAGAAACAAUGACUCCGUUGUAAAUAGGAUGAAUGUUUAUGAUCCAAAUAGCUCCUACGAAUCAAACAUCAACAAUAACUUUGGUGACAACGAUGUUACUAACAGUUUAAAUAAUACAAACAACAACAGCAACAAUAGCAACAGCAACAAAAAGCUAGAUGAUAUCACAAGGCAAAUCAGUGUCAUACAGCAAAAUGAACGCAAUCAACAACAACAUCAAAACAAGCAGCAACAACAACAUCAACAGUUGCAACAACAAAUUCAACAACAAGUUUUUGUAAAAGCGACAAUAAUCAGGCAGAACUCGUCGGUGUCAUCAACAUCCGAUUUAACAAACCUAUCGAACGGUCAGCGAUUAUCUUUAGACUCGUCCGCAUCUUCGAAUGUAUUCCAACUCAACCCUUCUUUCAAUGAGUUACAAUCUGCAUUCAGGCAUUCUUCGGCUUUUGCUUCAACUACUAAAGAAGAUUAUGACAAGAGCAGUGAGGCAAAAAAUGUUGAAAGUCUCGCCAUCAACCACCCGUACCGAUCUGACUACAAACAGCUCAUCGCUUUCAUGUCCUCAAAUGAAAAAUCUUCUAAAUCAAAUUUUGCUUACGGUUCAAAAAUUUUAGCUAAAAAUGAUGGUGACGAUAAAUUGUUGAAUUCAAAUGACAUUGACAAGAAAACCAAUUACAUUAAAAACAACUUAAGCGAUCAAAACAACAAUAAAAAACAACCGUUAACAGAUGAAUAUUAUUUGCACCCAUCCAAUAAAUCUCACUUGAAUGUGAAAGAAUCCCAAAAUAUGGAGGCAACUCAACUGCAGUCAAACAAGAAACACGCACAUGUUAAUCACAAAGUAAGUAAUAGCGAUGAUCAGAAUCCCAUUUCGAAAACCGUGAGCAACAAACCACCGAUUAAAAAAAUUAAAACUCCGAGUCAAGUUAGCAACAGGAAUGAAAGUGGCGGCAACAUCAUCAGCAGCAACAAUCCCAUUACUACCAACACCUGCACGAACAACAACAACGACAACAACUCGCUAAAUUCCGGCUUAUCCGAUAUUGAUGGGACUUCGAACCUGGAGACUUCGACGGAGGAAGAUUCUUUGUUUGAAUUUGAGGGGGGCAUCUUAUAUUCGAAACAACUUGCGGACCGACCGACACUACCGAUAUCAGCGAAUUCUACGUCACACAACCAGUCGAGCAAAAUGUUGCAUACGUCGGUUCGAUCGGUAUUCGCGAAUGCUCCGUCGGUCAAGUCAUCCGCAAAAACAAACAACAGCACAAAAUUAAGUUUUGGGGCAGCUAAAAAUCAGACCCAUGAAAGAAAAGUGAGAGUCAACCGAAACACUCACCCAGACGCUAGUAACAAAAUGGCUGGGGAGUUGUUUAGUAGGAAAGAAGUCAUGAAUAACAACAAUAACCAAACGAAAACAAACCAAACAACAUCAGCUUUCAUUCCUGUUAGAACAACAAAUUCUUUCAGCAACAAAAGCAAAAACAACGACAAAAACAUCAGCAAUAACGACAUCCUCAACAACAGCCACAUUGACGUCGACAGCCUACCCGCUUCCACAGGCUCCGCCAGCAACGACAACACAAACAACACCAAUUACAAAGCAUUCACAAAGCCGCAUGUUAUGUCUCACAACACAAACAACCCUUCCCUCGCUAAAUCAUUACUCGUCUCUACCGUACAAUCAAAGAUGCAAACACGGACGCCACAACAAUCGCUCAAAUCUACGCUGCCGACGUCACAUACGCAACCGAUUCUGGGCCACACGCCCAACACUUCCAAGUUAUUCAAUAAAUUGAUACUACCGACUUCUCAUGGCCAGCGACUGCACAACAAAAACUUGCACCAUCAUUACAGUCGCGGAUUGAAUCACAUGGAUUCUGUCGGCUCACUGGCUCGGAGCAAGAGUCUCGACCGAGUAGCCCAUCUCUUUCACGAAGGAGGCAACGAUUCAUGUUCUUCUCUAAAAAAUUCAAGCCCCAAAAUGUUGCACAGAGCUUCAAAUCGACGCAACAUUGCCUUGUUAGGGGAAGCCGGUUCAUCAAGUGGCGAAUAUCAAAACCGAUUCUUGGGAAGUUCCGGUAGCAACAACUCGGGACUACUGAACGUCGGUAAAGCAUUGAACAAACGAAUACGACAAAAACACAAACCUCUCCUGCUCUUCUCAACAUCCAUUGUUUCUGAUAACUUAAGUUUAUCGAGUUUCAACAGCGAGAUGUCCCGAUCCGAUCCUGCCUUGAGUUUCGAAUCGAGUUCGGCUAUCGAAUCCGAAUACGAUAACUACCGACCCGGGAUGGCGAGCGAUGAGGAUUAUUUUGUCGUCGAACCCGUAAGCGAUGUUGACAUCGAUCUGUUUGAUGAGAUCAACAUAAACGAACUGGAGAUCAAUGAAGAUGACGAGGACUGCGAGAAUUACAGCUAUGAGUCUUUGAUGAAUCUGCAACAGCAGCAACUUCAACUACAAACACAACAACAGCAACAACAAAACCAAACCGCUGAUAUUUAA
Helobdella robusta is the source of this 4014-nucleotide messenger RNA. RefSeq lists its product as hypothetical. Bases 1 to 4014 code for a protein of 1337 amino acids. The transcript has 7 exons. The record is from RefSeq and is a predicted model, not a curated record. Lineage: Eukaryota; Metazoa; Annelida; Clitellata; Rhynchobdellida; Glossiphoniidae. Gene Ontology annotation, molecular function: adenylate cyclase activity. Gene Ontology annotation, biological process: cAMP biosynthetic process; intracellular signal transduction; adenylate cyclase-activating G protein-coupled receptor signaling pathway.